GUGUAAAAUAAUGAAAUAAAUUAUAGAUAAAUUUCUUCAUUGUUUUAUUGAUAACGCAUUGAUUAGAUAGUUUGAAAUGUUGCUACAUGAUGAAAUUAGUUUUAUUUAUCUUCAUAUUGUCUUCGUCAUUAAGUAUAAAAGACGCUAUGGAUUCAUUAAAAGUAUCAGUUGUUUUUAAUUUUUAAAAGGAAUAUACAAAUACAUAAGUAGAAAAAGUAAAAAAAAUUUUAACAAUGCCCCGACCUCGUGAUGACGAACUCUCCAAGAAUGAAGAAGCUUCAAAUUCGGGUGAUAAAAAAAUGGACGUAAAAAUUAAACCAGGCGAGAAACCCGACAAUAAAAAACCCAGAGACGCAAGAAACAAUGAGGAAGAAGAUAAUUAUUGGUCCGAUUCGCAUUUAGGGAGUGAAGAUGAAGAAGAUGAAGAAGAUGAAGAAGACGAUGAUGAAGAGAUAGAAGGGGAAGAUAAUGAUGAAAUAAUUGGAAAAAAUGAAGACGAUGAACGAAAAGAAAAUGAAGAAGAACAAGUAGAAGAAGAACUAUUAGGAGAAGAAGAAGAAGACGCCUAGGAGGUAGAUUUUAAGUAGUCGCGGCAAGUUAAUUAAUUAGCACGCGUAUUACCGCAAGACUAUAAAUAAAUUGUAUUAUUAUUGUUAACCCCGUAACAAAAUUAAAGUUAAAAAUUAAAACGAAUGUAUUAUAAAUUUAAAUAAAACAUAUAGUUUUAAAAAAUGUACUCAUUAACAAAUGAGUUAUAAUAUAUAUCACACGAAAAUACAAAAACUUGCAAACUUCUUAAAUCUACAUAUGAGGCAUUCACUAAAAAUUUUGGGCAUAC
This is a messenger RNA of Microplitis mediator, 838 nucleotides long. RefSeq names its product glutamic acid-rich protein-like. The transcript is spliced from 2 exons. The record is from RefSeq and is a predicted model, not a curated record. Lineage: Eukaryota; Metazoa; Arthropoda; Insecta; Hymenoptera; Braconidae. The coding region runs from base 234 to 569 and encodes 111 amino acids.